Molecule: messenger RNA, 1533 nt
Organism: Penaeus chinensis
Lineage: Eukaryota; Metazoa; Arthropoda; Malacostraca; Decapoda; Penaeidae
Product: rhodopsin-like
Exons: 3
Coding region: 182-1336 (384 amino acids)
Biological process (GO): G protein-coupled receptor signaling pathway; phototransduction; visual perception
Cellular component (GO): membrane
Molecular function (GO): G protein-coupled receptor activity
Source: RefSeq, a predicted model, not a curated record
GGCCGGUGUAUAAGAGGGCGUGCGUCGGGUCGCCAGCUCAGAGCAGUCGUCGGCCGCCACCCGCAGGCAAGCUCGUUCGAUUCCGCCACAGACACGAUCAUCCCUUCUUGCUGUCACCGGUUUCCACCUCCGGACCAACUCGACGCUUUUUAGCCAACGCGACCACGUUCAUUUCUACAUCAUGUCCAACUUUCCUCACGCCGAGGCCCUUUUCGGGUCCUCCCACGGCUCUAGCAGCCCUGGGGAAACUUACACAAAUCCCUAUGGCAACUACACUGUGGUAGACACAGUGACAGAGGAUAUGCUGGACCUGGUUCAUCCCCAUUGGUACGGAUUCCCCCCCAUGAACGAAAUGUGGUACGGGCUUGUAGCCUUCUUCCUCACGUGCAUGGCCGUACUUGCCAUCAGCGGCAAUUUCAUCGUCCUCUACGUGUUCUGCUGUACUAAGACUCUCCGCUCUCCUUCCAAUUACUUCGUGGUCAACUUGGCUCUGUCUGACUUCAUCCUGAUGUUCUGCAUGUGCCCUCCUCUUGUCAUUAACAGCUACUACCACACCUGGAUAUUUGGACCUUUCUGGUGCCAAGUGUACGGAGCUAUCGGCUCACUUACUGGCUGUACCUCCAUUUUCACCAUGGUGUGCAUCUCUUUUGACAGAUACAAUGUUAUCGUAAAGGGCAUUGGUGCAAAACCACUUACAUCAGGCAAGGCGUUGGUGCAGAUCGUUAUUGUGUGGCUUACCUCCGCCGUUUGGACCUUCGUCCCAUUCUUUGGCUGGGGCCGCUACAUCCCAGAGGGUAACAUGACGGCUUGUGGCACAGACUACCUCUCUGAAGAUAUCCUUACAGUCAGCUACUUGUAUGCUUACGCUGCUUGGGUCUGGCUCGUCCCACUUUUCCUCAUUGUGUACUGCUAUUGGUAUAUUGUGGCUGCUGUUGCUGCCCACGAAAAGGCCAUGAAGGAGCAGGCCAAGAAAAUGGGAGUGAAGUCCCUGCGCGGAGACCAAGACGCACAGAAGAAGUCUGCGGACUGCAAGCUGGCAAAGGUGGCUUUGGUGACCGUAUCGUUGUGGUUCAUGGCCUGGACCCCUUACCUGGUUAUCAACAUGGCAGGCCUCGUUGACAAGUCUGUCGUCACUCCUCUCUUCUCCAUCUGGGGUUCUGUCUUCGCCAAGGCCAACACUGUCUACAACCCAAUCGUGUACGCCAUCAGCCACCCCAAGUACAAGGCAGCCCUGUACCAGAAGCUUCCUUGGCUGCAAUGCGCGACGGAUAAUGGUGAUGACAGUGAAACCAAGUCCACCGCCUCCAACGUCACCACCAGCGAAAACAAGGCCUAGAGCCACGGAGCGACCUGCAUGACCUGCGAACGUGAACGAGCUUGUAACGGCUGACGAACCGAUUAUUUUCGAAAUGCGCAUUUCGAGUCGACUCUGUUGACGACCUGUUUUCGGCACAGACUUUUCAUUUGUUAUCCUGUUUCUUGUCUGAAUGAUGAGUGGAUCCUGACAUGCGUCAAUUAAAUCCUAGCAAAUUG